Neolamprologus brichardi is the source of this 5122-nucleotide messenger RNA. The record is from RefSeq and is a predicted model, not a curated record. Lineage: Eukaryota; Metazoa; Chordata; Actinopteri; Cichliformes; Cichlidae.
GACUUCGCGCGCGUUGUGGGGAUCAACUGAAAAACUUAAACUAAGAAGCAACCUGUCAUGUCCUCUUUUUGUGCCAGAUUUGACAGCACAUCAAUUUAAAGAGGCUAAAACCUUUUCUCACAAGGAUGGCACCUGCUCAGAACAUGCAGUUGGAGCACAUAAUCAGUGAGGCGGUAAAGUCCGGAGAUGUCCGAGCACUGGAUGUGUUCUUGCAGAGGGAGAUUUAUGAAGAGACUCCCAUGAAAUGCUCUCAACAGUUUCUUAGCAAAUUGGAUAAACUUAUCUGCAGGGGUUUGGUUCAAAAAGACCCCAAAUUGGCCAGUCUGGGAUUCGCCAGUCUUUACAAGUGUGGAAAACACCUAAUACUACCUGGUGGUGGCCAAGGACUUUCGGGGUUAAUAGCACAGGGUCUAAUAAAAAAGAUGGUGGAGUGGUUUGAAAAAUGCAGACAACUGUGGAUUCAGUGUGGGCUGCAGUGGGAUGAGAACUUAUUAAACCUCUCUGAAGACUUUUUAAAUGCUUUAAUGGUGGUUCAUCUGGCAUGCGAAGAGGGGACAUACAAAAUCACUGAGUCCUUUCUGUAUCCUACUGGCCAGUUGGCUGUUGACCCUAGAAUCCACGUCCUGAUCCAGAAAGAGGCAAUUCGGAAAUUCAACUUAAUUCUGGAUAAAAUCCCAGUGGAACUUAAAAAAGACACGGAGAUCCUAAUGUCACAAGAGGCCUCUGAUAUCAUGAUCAAACUGGCUGAUCAUAUAAUGGAUGUUGGUGACUAUGACUUUCAGUCCUCCUUGAUGGAGGCAUUGUGCAGAAUGGCCACAACUGACCAGAGGAAGGAACUUGCAUAUAAAUGGUUCAGAAUGAGCCUUGUGGCCAGUGCAUUUGCCAAAAUACGUGAUUCUGAAUUUGAGACGGCUUGUCGUACGUUUCUAAACAUGGUGAAUGGGAUGCAGGGAGACAAGAGAAGGGUGUAUUCCUACCCUUGUUUGGAAGCUUAUCUGGACAGCAGUGAGCUGUUGAUGCCUUCGGAUGAGAAACUUGAGGAAUUUUGGAUUGACUUCAACCUCGGCAGCCACAGCAUCUCUUUUUACUUCUCCUUGGCUGAUGAAGAGGAUAGCCACUGGGAAACUAUAUGUCUCAAUGAGCAUGAAGUCCAAAGCUACACUGUAAAAGAGGAGGGUAAGAGGCAGGUCUUGCAGAUCAAGCUGUCAGAGGUGGUCAUUGUUGGUGCAGCUGAAGGAUCCACUCUUACGAUCCAUUUCAGCUCCUCACUGGACAUCCUGCAGGCUGUGCAAAAUGUCUAUGGACACAGCAAAAAUAAAGGCUCAUCUGUUGUGAAAGCUACAGCUAGAUCUUUAAUGGAGAACAACACUCAGGUUGUUCCAGAGAGCCAGGUGUCUCUUGGUGAAAGUGAAAAAAGUACUGUCAACUACGCUUUACCUGCUACAGCUGCACCAGCACAGGUGGUCACCCCAGCCAAGAUGAAGAUUUCUGAGGCCACCGCCUUUUUUAGCAGCGGCGGAGCUGCAAGUGUGCAUCGUUCCUUCUCUCUUGCAUCAAACACUCCAGCCAAUGGCAUUGGAACAGAAAAGUCAUCUCUUGAAGUGAGCACAACCUCUAAACCGGCCAUCAAGAAUAAAGGUGACAAAUACAAAAAGAGCAUACCACUGAAAGAUGCUGUGAACAUGGUUCUGGCUGAACAAGGAGGAGAAAAAUCCAGAGAGGAGAAUUUUGUGCCUGACACCCAACCCCAAACUGGGAGUAACAUGGCUUCUAAUUGGCACAAAUUUUCAGUUUCAAAAAUGCUGAUGAUGCCAACACAGAAAAUGAGUUCCCUGCCAAGAUCUGAACCUUGUUCAGCUAUGUUGGGUCCUCAGGAGCGCUCCUUAUCAUCGAAGUGGUCAGUUUCAGCCUCGAGCUCAGUCUGCCAAAAGCAACUGCAUAGCCAGCUCAGUGAGCGACUGCAGCAGGUCCUUAAGGAGAGGAACCAAGAGUCUCCACCUUCUGAAGCAUCUGAUAUCAGAAGGGACUCGAAUGAAACAAAUGCAGAAGACCAGUAUGUUUCCUCAUUAUGUACUUCCAAGCCGCAACAUGCCCAGAGCAAUGGUCGUGCAAAAAGGAAGAGCAAGGGCCAGACGUCACUGGAGACUAGUGCUGUUCCAAUGAAACCAUCAGUGAAGACCUCCACAACUAAAACUCUAAAGGAGAAAAAAACACUCAAAUCUGAAACUGAAAGUAAGAGGGCUCAAUUAGACAAAGAAAAGAGAGACUCAGAGGCUGCAGGCAGCAUGGUGAAGCUCAUCUCUAGCCGCUAUAAGGAUAAUGGCCAAUCUAAAGAAAAACACACUUCUGAAAAGCUCACUCAGAACUGGUUUCCUUCUCUUGUCAACAGUAGACCAAUCUUCAAUAUGAGCUGGUCAUCAACUGGAAAAAGAGAAACAUCCAGAAACCCAAUUACAUCCUACAGCAGAACCAAAACAAACUGUGUGAGGCGGAGACAUGACGUUUUUGCAUUCAGGACCAAUACACCCCUCAGUUCUGAGAAGGAGAACAUAAACACCUGUGGCAUACAGAGCAAUGGCAUCCACUCCCCAGUACUCCUCAGCACAACCAAGAAAGAGCAGCCUGUGGCGAAAAAGAAGGGGCAUGUAAAAAAGCACCUGUUUAGUGACACAGACACAGAAAAUGCCACAACAGAGGUCAGCUGGCUGAGAGAGUCAGCCACAAAGUCCAAGCCCAAGGUUAUCAAAUACUCCAGGCAGGCACCCAUCAAACCUAGACCUGCUUCUGUUGAAUCUCCAGAUUUAGUCCCAAUCUUUCCAAGAGCUGGACUGGGUAAUAACAAACCAACUCAGAAAAACGGCCGCAUGAAAAGGGACCUUGGUCAGCCAAAGGAGAGAGUAAAGCUAGCAGCAGCACCUAGCAGACAACAUGCAGCUACUAAGAGGCCCAAGAGAGUUGCAGCCGCCUCUACCAGAAACUACAAAGAGCCAGAUACUGAUGACAGUCAGCCAGAAGAACCUGAAGAUCCUCCUGCUACCAAGAAAUAUUUUAUAGACCAGCAGAGGAAGCAUGAGAAAACCUCUGAGCAAGCAGCUGCUACCUACAGGAGAAAACGCAACAACAACCAGUCAGAUUUUAAAAAACCUUUUGUACUUAAGCAGAGGCCUGAAAAUGUUCCUCAAGAAACUUCAAAAUUGAAAAAGACAAAUGCCCAAGAACAGAUGAGUUCAUUGAAGGAUUCCUGGGUUACUUGCCAGACCUCUUUCUGUCCAUCCCCUCCUCUCAUGGAAAAGAUGAGAUCUGCUGAUAGGUCAGUCCCAACCUUGGAUUUGACCUGCUCCCCUCUUCUCACCCCGCGGGGAUCCCCGCUGCCUGCCUCCCCUAAGCCUUCUUUCCAAGACACCCCCUCGCCAGUCCUGCUGCUACCCAAACCUAAAGUCAGAAGUAAAGAAAUGUGCAAGUCUUCUUUCUACACUGCAGAAAAGAAUCAUGGCUCAUCCAAGACUCAUUCUAAGCAGUCUGUCCCUUCUCUCACUUCACUUGGAGGACAAAUCCCUGCACCUCCGACUGAACUUAGUGCAGCAAAGAUUAGUACAAUCGAACAGCAUCUUUCUUCAGCACCUCAUUCUCCUUUGUCCACUCGACCCCUGCUGACAUCCACACUCCUUGAGCUGGACAAACCACCCUUGCCUUCUCCUGCUCAGUCACCAUUUCCAAAUGACACAAUUAGCCAUGGCCACCGCUGUAGUUUGAGUAAAGUGUCUUCAGUAUCCCAGAUUUCACUAAGCUCAUCAUCUAUUAACUCAUCAGUACUCACCAGCAAAGUUAAGGACGGUCCCACUGUUGCCCUGGCUCUAUCUGUUAAAGCAGAGAUGACGCCACUGUCAGACCAAGACUCAAAACUCGCACAGUCUCAUGUUUCAGGGCCCAGCCGCAAGCGCCACAUUUCCUUGUCUAGUCAUUCAGAGGACGAGGAGACAGAAGAGAGUAUGAGAAGCAAGAUGAGAGGGAAUCACUCUCCUCAUUUGAAGCCACGGAAAUUAUUCAAGUCGUUUGAGGUGCCUGCUGUGGAUGAGUUGAGCCAGGUGAAGUCUUCCUCUGGUCAUUGGGAGGGUGAAGUAACAGAUGGAGACGUGGACAUUGAUGAAGGUUUAGAUUCACCACAAAUUGCUGUAAACCCAAGAAACAUGUGUCAGCAGUUGAGCUCGGAGCUCAAGAAGAAGUUCCAGAAACGUUACAGCAUGAUGGAGCUUUACAACAAGCAGUCUUUGAAGACCGUCCAGCAACACGUCUCUUCCAUUAAUAUGCAAAUUACCAAAUGCAGGACUCAGAGGCUUAAACACAUUCAGAAGGUCCUCCUGGAGGAGAUACACAAAUUGGAGCAGGAUGACACUGUGCUGAAAACCAUGGAUAAAGACCUCACUAUGUACUGGAAAAAACAGAUGACGGCUUUCCAUUCUUACCAGAAGCAGGAAAUCACGAGAAAUGAGCUCCUGAAGAGAGCGCUUCAGAGUAACACGUGCAACAGCUUGGAGUAUGAGGAGAGAAUAUUCACAUCUGAGAUGUGCACGAUCAGAAAAGACAUGAAGUCAGUUCAGGACAAAUUCCUCAGUGAGAUGCUGGAGGGAGAGCUCCAGAGUGUCAAGAAAGGACUGCAUGCUUUGUUCUUCCCCUGAUGAGGGAGCCGGGUUUGAGUUCAACACUGUCCCGGAACGCAAUAAAGCAGGUUGUGUGUUUCGUGCUGUCCUAGGCAGUUCUGCUGUGCUCAAAGUAUUUUCAUGCAGUGUUUGUUUUUCUGGAUUCUGCUUUGAUUCCAUGCAGAUGUCUUUGGUUUAUUCUAAUGGUGCGUUGUUCCAGUGUUUGGGAUUUUAUUGGAAAUGUUGUGUUCUGGUGUUAUUUUAUGGCUUUUAUAAAUUGAAUAAGUUUUGGUGUUAUUGUAAGCUUUCCCAUGCUAUUCAUUGACUUGACUCUAUUUUUAACCCUAAUUCUUGAUUUAUUCAUUGAAGCUUGUUAAGUACUAGAAAUGGUCAACUAAACUUUCAAGAUCUUAAUUGUAUUGAUUGUUUUUUAAUAACUCAUCUACCAUAUUGUUAAAUGAAAAUAAAGUUGUUUUAAAAAUAAA